Pseudopipra pipra is the source of this 2533-nucleotide messenger RNA. RefSeq names its product NK1 homeobox 1 (gene NKX1-1). Gene Ontology annotation, cellular component: nucleus. Lineage: Eukaryota; Metazoa; Chordata; Aves; Passeriformes; Pipridae. Gene Ontology annotation, biological process: cell differentiation; regulation of transcription by RNA polymerase II. The record is from RefSeq and is a predicted model, not a curated record. Gene Ontology annotation, molecular function: DNA-binding transcription factor activity, RNA polymerase II-specific; RNA polymerase II cis-regulatory region sequence-specific DNA binding. Bases 96 to 1238 code for a protein of 380 amino acids. The transcript has 2 exons.
UCGGUGACAUCUCCAUCCCGGCAGCGGCAGCCGCGGCGGUGACAGCCCCCGCAGUCGGCAUCGGCGGGGAGCCCCGCGGCUGCCACGGGGAAGGGAUGGACGGCCGCGGGGAGCAGCGGCUCUCGGCCGGCGGCGAGCUGCCGCUCUACUGCCCUGCCAACCGGGACAGGCAAGGGGACAGCCAGAGCAACACCCCCGGACAAGAGGGGGCAGUGGCCGCGCUGCCCAUGGUGCACAGAACCACCUCCUUCUCCGUGCUCGACAUCCUGGACCCUAACAAGUUCAACAGCAAGCGGCGGCAGUGCGCGGGCUUGUACAAAUCGGCGGGGACCGAGUUCACUCUGGGGGCGGAGGAUAAGCCCGAGGACUCAGGGACGGAGCUGGUCGAGCAAAAGGCUCUCGCCGAAGAUUUCGACGCGUGCAAGAAAUCCGCAGAGCUGAUCAAGGACGGGGAGCUCUACAAGGCCGAGGAGUGCGACCUGGACUACAGCAGCCGGCCGAGCCGCAGCCCCGACAGCGAGCUGCCGGACGACGAGGAGCUGUGCAGCGAGGAGAGCGGCAGCACCAGCAGCAGCAGCGGCGGCAGCUCCGGCCCGGCGGCUCCCGGAGAGCCCGACCCGGGGCCGCUCCGAGCAGAGCCGGCCGAGCCGGGGGGUGUCCCAGCCCCGCCGCCCCCACCGCCGCCCCCGCCGCCGCCGCCCGUCGGGGCGCAGCCCGGCCCGCAGGCCAAGCCCAAGAGGAAGAGGACGGGCUCGGACUCCAAGUCGGGCAAGCCCCGUCGGGCGCGGACAGCCUUCACCUACGAGCAGCUGGUGGCGCUGGAAAACAAGUUCAAGUCCACGCGGUACCUGUCGGUGUGCGAGCGCCUCAACCUGGCGCUGUCGCUCAGCCUCACCGAGACGCAGGUGAAGAUCUGGUUCCAGAACCGGCGCACCAAGUGGAAGAAGCAGAACCCCGGGGCGGACACCAGCGCGCCCACGGGCGGGGGCGGCGGCGGCGGGGCGGGGGGCGCGCUGGGCGGGGGGGCGCUGCCGGGGGGGCUCAGCCCGCUCAGCCACUCGCCGCCCAUGGGCGCCCCGCUCUCCAUGCACGGCCCCGGCAGCUACGCCGGGCACCCGGCCGGGGGGCUGGUCUGCGCCGCACAGCUGCCCUUCCUGCCCAGCCCCGCCGUCCUCUCGCCCUUCGUCCUGGGGUCCCAGACUUACGGCGCCCCGGCUUUCUACACCCCGCACCUAUAAGCCCCGACGCCCCUUCCUCAUCCUCCUUAUUCCCGGCCCAUUCCCGCUGUGCCCCUUCGGGACCACCCGGCCGGGCUCCGGGGGAGCCGCUCACCGCACGACCCCCCGCUCCCGAGAGGUGAAACCAAGAACCGACUGGCAGCGACACCGGGGGGGGUGGAAGAGAAGGGACAGCCAGGUGUUCCCACUGCCCCCCGGCUGCCACCGACCCCGGGGGUGCAAAGGGGCGGCCCCCCCGCCCUCCGUCCUUUCUACGGCCCUUUUUCUACGCGAUGUGUCCGGACUGCGCUGCUGAAGGGAGGAGGAGGAAAACCUCCCUCCCCCGUGUACAUACAAGUAGAUGUAAAUCAUUGUUACCUGUAUUUUUAUUUUUUUCACCGUCCCUCGUUGCUAUGUGGGUUUGAUUAAUUUUAUUAUUAUUAUUAUUAUUUGACUUUGUUUUUAUUCUGGUCUGGCCACACUCAAAAGACUUUAAAAAAAAGAAAAUAUUAUGUUCCCAUUUGACUCUCAGGGUAAAGCAGAGAACUUAUCGGUCCUGUCCCUCGACAUUGCCGAGGCAACGACGCUCCGCUCCCUCCCGUGACCUCACGGUGACGACGGAUAUUUUUUACAGACGUCACUCUCGAACGACCCCCGAGCUCGGCUGAGACCCUGCGGACCCGCGGGGGCGAGGGAAUCUCGCCUGGGAAGGGGCGGCGGGGGCAGCUGCUGGGGCGCAGGGCUGGUUUUUUUACGUUAACCAUUUCUGUAUAUUUCUGGUUGUUACAAAAAAAAAAAAAGUUUUAACUUUGUAAUUAAUGUAUAAGGUGAGGGAGUAAUGAGCAAGAGGUGAUAAAGAAAGCACUUUGUUUGCUAAACACUUUAAAUCAAUCAAUAAACUCCAAGGAAACGGCGCUUUCCGUGCUGGCGAGUCCCUGUUUUUCGGCUGAAUCUUUGUAAGACAAGUUUCCUGAGGAAAACGCCUGGCUCAUGAGACGCUUGGAGGGAUGUCUUGCAUCUUCCUUUUUUUGUUGUUUAUUCUGAGAGCGUAUUUCUUACACGCAAAUAAACUUUAUUCUUCUUGUAUGAGAGAGGGUAUUUCCCUUCUUAGUUCCCUUAUUUGUAAUUUCUUAAUUGGCUUUGCCGAUUUGUGCAAUAUUAAGAACAAAAAAAAAAAAAGAAAAUUUAUAUAUAGAGAGAAUCCGACACCUCUGCCUUGUUUCCACUGACGAGGAGUCCAAUAUUUUGGAUAUAUGUAAAUUUAGUAAGUCGGCUCUUUCAAAUUCCACCACUUUUGAAAAUAAAGUAGUCUUUCC